Messenger RNA from Puntigrus tetrazona (Sumatra barb), 929 nucleotides. RefSeq lists its product as uncharacterized. The transcript has 2 exons. NCBI's taxonomy places the organism in Eukaryota, Metazoa, Chordata, Actinopteri, Cypriniformes, Cyprinidae. The record is from RefSeq and is a predicted model, not a curated record. The coding region runs from base 129 to 929 and encodes 266 amino acids.
UAGCAACAAGUAAGCAUGCGGCCAGAACGGGCUGGAGAAACUCUCAACAGGACAUGAGGAUAGAGAGAGAGAGGGUUAGAAGGGGAGUGAAAGAGGAUUGAAGCCGUCCCCUCCUCAACACACUCACAAUGUUCAGUGUUAUAUACUUCAUACGAAGCUUCUUUAAGGCCCCAGCUUUAGAGGACUCUGGGAGUGAGGCAGGCUGUCUUGAGGAUGAGGAGCAUGGAGAGCAGCAGGACCAUCAGGAAUGGUGUGAGCCGGUUCCUGAAGCAGCAGAGGAGACAAAAGAAGAAUAUUUCAACCCACAUUCACGGCACAGUGACACUUUCUCUGGCUCGAGUCAUGAAACUGAGGACUACUGCAGGAUACCGCUCAGCUCUAUGGGUCAUCUGGACUCACAUUCACUUUCGGUUAGAAGGAGAGAUCCCUUUUCAUCAAGGCAGCAUCAUUCUGUCAAUUAUGCUGACAGUUUUAAUAGAACAGUGGAUAGAGAACAAUUGGAAAAGCAGACUGAAAACAUGGGAAUGAUGCGCAUGGGAGUUGAUGGCACUGGAAUGUCUCAAGCUAAGGGUGCUCUGGAAUGUGAGGAGGUUUUCAGCAAAUUUCCAGCAGGACCUGGAGUUGAUUUUUCUUCAAGGAAUGACCAAUCCUACGUAGUAACACCCUCACUGGCAUUAGAAAAUGCUGUAGAACCACAAACACUCACUGAGCCAUCCGCUAAUGACUCAUUAUUGACCUUAACAGACAGUGAUGGAGCCAAGUCUCAGUUUGCUGACACCUUUGAGGGAAGAUCGAAAUGGGAUCAAAUUAACAAAAAUAUAACAGACACUCAGUCAGCACACAAUGAGCCACAGGUACAGAUCAUAACCUCAAGUGAGAAGCGUUACAGCAAAAUUAUAUUGACAGUAGUAACACUGAAAUACAGUUGA